UUGGCUGCUAAAGAGUAAAAAGGUGUCCUUACCCAAGAGGGAGCCUGUUUGUCCUUGUUUCCAAACAGACUACAAAAAUCUCCUCUCAAAGUGAAAAGUGAAAACAGCGCAAGAUAUUUCCCAUUUUUUCUUUCUGGUUUCCUCUUCAAUCGUCCUCACCGAACCCAGAGAAAACCGAACCCAGACAGACGAUUAGCGCUUAGGGUUUGUGUCUUCGAGCGCCAAAGCUUAAAAUGGAGAUCACAGAGAAGAAGGAAACAGAAAACAACAAUAUCAAUGCUCAAACAGCAGUGGAUUCAACACCAACUGACAUCAUAGAUAAAGAAGCCGAAGAACGCCAAGCACGCGACCUUAAAGCUGGUUUGCAUCCUCUCAAGCACAAGUUUGUAUUUUGGUACACUCGCCGAACACCAGGAGUUCGAACACAGACAUCAUAUGAGGACAACAUAAAGAAAAUCGUGGAGUUCAGUACAGUUGAAGGCUUUUGGGUCUGCUAUUGCCACUUGGCUCGACCUUCUUCUUUACCCAGUCCCACUGAUCUGCAUCUUUUCAAGGAGGGAAUCCGUCCUCUAUGGGAGGAUUCUGCUAAUUCCAAUGGCGGCAAGUGGAUAAUUCGCUUUAAAAAAGUUGUCUCAGGUCGAUAUUGGGAGGACCUGGUGCUUGCCUUAGUGGGUGACCAACUUGAUUAUGGUGAUAACAUAUGUGGUGCAGUACUAAGCAUUCGCUUUAAUGAGGAUAUAUUGAGUGUUUGGAAUCGUAAUGCAUCUGAUCAUCAGGCUGUGAUGGCACUGAGAGAUUCAAUCAAAAGGCAUUUGAAGCUUCCCCACAGCUAUGUUAUGGAAUACAAGCCUCAUGAUGCUUCUUUGCGUGACAACUCAUCAUACAGGAACACAUGGUUGAGAGGGUGAAAGAAUCUGGACUACAAAGCUGGAUGAGCAAUCGAAAUGCAGGGGCUCCUCUUUAGGUCCUGCUUCAUAUUUAAAGUUUAUACCAUGAUCAAGUAAUCCUUUUAUUUCAACUUAACAGCCUAUUUGGUUGUCAUGAUAUCCUGUAGAUUGAACCUUAAGUGGAUGUAUCUGACGCAAAAUGUUGGCUUAAUGAUAUACUGCAUUUGAAUGUUACAGUGUUUUA
This is a messenger RNA of Jatropha curcas, 1131 nucleotides long. RefSeq names its product Putative cap-binding protein (gene NCBP). Gene Ontology annotation, biological process: translational initiation. Gene Ontology annotation, molecular function: RNA 7-methylguanosine cap binding; translation initiation factor activity. NCBI's taxonomy places the organism in Eukaryota, Viridiplantae, Streptophyta, Magnoliopsida, Malpighiales, Euphorbiaceae. The record is from RefSeq and is a predicted model, not a curated record. Gene Ontology annotation, cellular component: cytoplasm; eukaryotic translation initiation factor 4F complex.